Molecule: messenger RNA, 186 nt
Organism: Pneumocystis jirovecii RU7
Lineage: Eukaryota; Fungi; Ascomycota; Pneumocystomycetes; Pneumocystales; Pneumocystaceae
Product: NEDD8 protein
Exons: 2
Coding region: 1-186 (61 amino acids)
Biological process (GO): regulation of proteolysis; modification-dependent protein catabolic process; protein neddylation
Cellular component (GO): cytoplasm; nucleus
Molecular function (GO): protein tag activity; ubiquitin protein ligase binding
Source: RefSeq, a predicted model, not a curated record
AUGCAUGUUUUUCCUAUUUAUUUGCUUAUUGCUAAGGUUUAUCGUAUUAAAGAAAGAAUGGAAGAAAAAGAGGGUAUUCCUCCGAUACAACAGCGACUUAUUUUUGGCGGCAAACAAAUGUCAGAUGAGCGAACGGCAUCUGAGUAUAAUUUGGAAGGAGGCAGUGUGCUACAUCUUGGUGAGUAA